CAGGAGCAGCGAGCAUUACAGCGAAGGAUCAGAGGAAACUCAUCCCAAUUUCUUACGUAACAAAGUGAAAGAGGUUUUUGGGAGAAAAGUAUUCUUGUCGAGAAGCUCUUUGAACUUCGCGGGAAUUUAACCCUAAUUUGCAUUGAAUAUUGCCCCAAGACUUCCCGGUAAUUAAUUUUAUAACGUGAUCUACUACGUAUAUAAACACUUCACCGUUGUUCUUGAUCUUCUGUGGAGUGCGUUAGAUGGCUGAGCUACGACGAAGACGACCAAACAUGAGUGAAGUCAAAUUCGUAGACAAGGAGUACGACGAAAAUAGUGGCAUUAUGAGCGAAAUUACUGAAACUACUGAUGAGGUGGUAGAAAAAACAGAAGGACUCGGAGAAGACGAAAGCUUGCUAACAUUAGAAUCCCAAACGGCAGACAAAACGUCAUUAGAAUUAGCCAGUGUCGACGUAACAGUCGAAAGUAAGGGGACCGAAAAUGAAAAAGAGAGUGUAAGCAGUGAAGAAGCCGAUACUUUUGAUGAAGAGGACCCAGAGAAAGUAACGUUGAUUGAAAAAAGCGAGGCAACACGCGACGACGUUAGCGCGGAAGUGGAUGGGGAGGACGACAAAGAAGAAGAUGACGACGAUAACAUUGAAGACGAGACUGUCACAUGUUCCCUCCUUGGUCUAGAACAAGCAAAGGUGUUCAUUGUCAAGGGAGAGGAAAAUUUACAUGUUAUGUUCCAGACUGUUAAAGGAAAUGUACAGGAUACAGCAGUCAGGAUAAAAGGAAACGUGCAUGACGCAGCUGAGAAAAUGCAUGAUAAUAUGCACGAAGCAGCUGAGAAAGUGCAUGUGAUGAUAAAGUCCACAAAAGAUAAUAUGUCUGAUGCUGCUGAAAGAGUUCAAGAGAUACUGAAAACUGCAAAGGACAAUGUUCAAGAAAGCAUGCAUGAAGCUGCUGAUAAAGCAGAGAGGAUCUCAAAGAAGGCAAUUGAGUUGGCUCGCUCAGGGUGGUAUCUUCUUGCACACAUUGAACUUCCAGAAUGGCUGCGUGACAAUGACUUUCUCUCACAUCAUCACCGACCACCAAUGCCAUCAUUCAGAUCUUGCUUUAAGAGCAUCUUUAAAGUUCACAGUGAAACUGGAAAUAUUUGGACCCAUUUGAUUGGUUUUGUUGCAUUUAUUUGUAUCACAUUCUACAUGUUUCUUCGACCCAUCACCAGCACCAAUCCAUUCCCAAAAGACUGGCAAGAGAAGCUAGUGUUUGGGGCAUUCUUCACAGGUGCAAUCUUGUGUCUAGGGUUCUCAUGGAUAUUCCACACAGUGUACUGUCAUUCUAUCACAGUUUCCAAGAUAUUUAGCAGGCUUGACUAUUCAGGAAUAGCUUUGUUGAUCAUGGGUUCAUUCAUUCCUCCACUUUAUUAUGGGUUCUACUGCUCAAGAAUUCUGAAGAUUAUCUACAUGUCCCUGAUCCUUACAUUGGGAAUCUUAUGCAUAAUUGUGUCUUUGUGGAGCAAGUUCAGCACACCAAAAUACAGAGGUCUUCGAGCAGGUCUUUUCCUUACAUUUGGAUGUUCUGGUAUUGUGCCCGCUAUUCAUUUUAUAGUAGCGUAUGGGGUCACUCUAGCUCAUCGUCAGGCAUCCAUUGGAUGGAUGGCUCUUAUGGGUGUCCUGUACAUAAUUGGUGCUAUUAUGUAUGCCACUAGAGUUCCUGAGAGGUUUUUUCCUGGAAAGUGUGACAUUUGGUUUCAGAGUCAUCAAAUUUUCCAUGUGCUUGUAUUAGGGGCUGCAUUAGUCCAUUUGUAUGGCAUUUGUCAAAUGGCAUACUAUAGGUUUGACCAGGGUGCUGUGUGUGAGCAAUAAGUAAAUGCACAUGUGAUUUUGCUCUUUGUUUCAUAGGUGAAGGUGUAAAUAUAGUUUAAGUUAAUUAAACAAACUUCCAUAUAUUUAAGAGUCUUGUUUGUAGUGUAAUUUAAAAUUUCUUCAGUACAUUGGUGGUAGAUGUGUAUGCAUUUCAUUUAGCCUUUAGUUUUCGCCAUUUUAAAAUAAAGAAUAACAAUUUGUACAUAGAUUAUAUUUGCAAAAGAAAAACUUGAAAAGAUGUGCUCAAAACUUCCAUCCAGUUGUAGUUUUCUUUGUUAUCAUUGAAUGUUUACAUUAACUAGUUUUCAGCAAGGGCUGUUUUUGAUAGAAGUAUUUUGUGAUAUACUUGGUGAUCAAAAUUUUAUUCAGCACCAAAAUUUAAUAUGAUGACUUUGAAAUAGGAAAUGCAUUAAACACACUGAUCAUUCAAGUGUCCAAACACCAUAAUGGCUUUGUAGAGUGAGUUACUUUGAAAGAAAGAAAUUGAACAAAUAUUUCUCAAUCAAAGUUAUUUUUUUAAGAUAUCUUCACUAUCAACAGAG
Stylophora pistillata is the source of this 2395-nucleotide messenger RNA. RefSeq names its product adiponectin receptor protein 1. Gene Ontology annotation, molecular function: signaling receptor activity. NCBI's taxonomy places the organism in Eukaryota, Metazoa, Cnidaria, Anthozoa, Scleractinia, Pocilloporidae. Gene Ontology annotation, cellular component: plasma membrane. Gene Ontology annotation, biological process: adiponectin-activated signaling pathway. The record is from RefSeq and is a predicted model, not a curated record.